Photinus pyralis (common eastern firefly) is the source of this 1559-nucleotide messenger RNA. RefSeq names its product cell cycle checkpoint protein RAD17 (gene Rad17). Lineage: Eukaryota; Metazoa; Arthropoda; Insecta; Coleoptera; Lampyridae. The record is from RefSeq and is a predicted model, not a curated record. The transcript has 7 exons. Gene Ontology annotation, molecular function: chromatin binding. Bases 107 to 1510 code for a protein of 467 amino acids. Gene Ontology annotation, biological process: DNA repair; mitotic DNA replication checkpoint signaling; DNA damage checkpoint signaling.
AUAAAACAGACAUUUGAACUACUUUCCAUAUGCGUCGGCAUGGAUACUGAGCCACUGCCUUUUUGUUUUUGUUUAUUGUUAUUUUUAUAAUUGUUCAAAUUUAAAAAUGAAACGUUCUAAUAAAUGGAUUGCGUUUGAUGUCGACACCGAAGUGGCGAUGAAAUCAAAGGAACCUGCAGCUGCAAGCUUUACAAAUGUGGACACUCCAAAAAACCAUUUGCGAUUAAGUAACAGUUGUAGUAGUAUCAAUUUGAUUGAGAAACUAAAGCCGAAAACUGUUGACACCUUAGCCGUUCAUCCAAAGAAAGUUAAGGAGGUUUCGGAUUGGCUCGAACGUAACGUGAUUAAAAGACAAGUUGCGAGGGUGCCCGUUCUAGUUCUAACGGGGCCGACAGGUGCCGGAAAGACUGCAACUCUUGACGUAGUUUGCAGGUCGUUAAAUAUCAAUGUACGCGAAUGGAUUAAUCCUGUUGAUAAGGAAGUCGACGAAAGGUUUUACCAAGCACAGUCUGUGUGUUUUUUAGAAUUUUUUAGUUUGGCAAAGUACAAUUCGUUGUGCGACCAGGUUGGGGGUCACCAAGUGGCUUUAGUUGAGGAUUUUCCAAAUUUUGCGAUAAAUAACCCAACAGAGUUUGUGAAUGUGUUUGAGCGGUGCCUUGGUCAUCUUCCCGUGGUUUUUAUUUGUACAGAUGCCAGUAGCAGUAAACUGGAUUUAUUGCAGACAUUAUUUCCACAGGAAAUGAGGGAGAAAUAUCGUAUUGAAAUAAUCAGUUUCAAUCCAAUCUCAGCAACCCUCAUGAAGUCUGCUCUAAAACGAGCUCAAAGCUUUGUACAGAAGAAGUCUGAUUUGUUCCAUAUACCCACAGCCGAGGUUAUCGAAGCAGUAGUCAUAUCUGCCAUGGGCGAUAUACGUUGUGCCAUGAACCAGUUUGCUUUUGCAUGUCUAAAAGGUGUCGGAAGUAUUCCACUAGAAGCCAAUACAACAAUCCCUAAGAAACGCAAGAGGGGCGAGAAAACUGCAAUAAUAAAGUCUAUGGAGAGAGAUGAGACCUUAGGAUUUUUUCACGCUUUAGGUAGGGUGUUAAAUCCGAAACGCGACGAGUCCAGUCAACUAUUCAAGAUACAGUGUGACUUUGAGUCCCUAAUCGAUCAAUUUAGUACCCAACCGUCUAACUUUAACGCAUUUUUGCAAGAGAAUUAUUUGAAAUAUUUCGGCGAUUUGGGAGAUGUGCAACUGGCGUCGGACAUCUUAAGCUCGGCGCAGCUAUUUUUAGCGAACUGGAACGAACGUCACGAAAUUAUGUUGUACUCCUUGUGGGUGGGUGUUUUGGGUUUAAUGGUUCAUAAUAGGCACAAACUGUCGAGGUGGAAUCAAAUUAGAGGCCCUACGAAACUAAAAACAAUAACCAAUACUUCUGGAGAAAACUUCGAAAUGGGAGCGAUGGAUCAUUUUUAUUAUAAUAAAAUUACCAAUAGCGAUAAAUUCCAUGUUUUUAAACUGCGUAAUUAAUUCAAAUGUUACUGUUGAAAAUAAAAUGCUUUAGUCAUUAGUUCAAUAA